This is a messenger RNA of Diplodia corticola, 1881 nucleotides long. RefSeq names its product serine threonine-protein kinase ppk6. The transcript has a single exon. The record is from RefSeq and is a predicted model, not a curated record. NCBI's taxonomy places the organism in Eukaryota, Fungi, Ascomycota, Dothideomycetes, Botryosphaeriales, Botryosphaeriaceae. The coding region runs from base 1 to 1881 and encodes 626 amino acids.
AUGUCGUUUGAUCUGUUGGCCGAGUUUGGCAGCCCCGCGCCGCCGCCCCAGGGCCAGCAGAAACGGCCUCCGCAGCCGCAGCCCAAUCCAGCGAGCUUCUCUCUGUUCGACGACCUUGCCGGCCUGAGCCAGUCUCCCGCGCCCUCCGGCUCGCCUGGCUUCGCAUCCAGUUCGUCUAAACCCGGCGUGAGUGCCUUUCCAGCCCAGGGGCGGCCACCCCUCUCGGCCACCCCCGGCGCUCCACCAACCUCGACUCAAGCCGAGACCGGCAAUGACGACGACUGGGGAGACUUUGCAGAUGCACCCACCUCCGCCCCAUCUGCAGCCCUAGCCAAUCCAGCCUCUAUUAAUACCACCUCCCAGGCACCGGACCCGUGGGCUAGUCUCCGCACAUCGACCAGCCUUGCCGGCACUAAUGCCCCUUCUGGCUUCUCAACCUCGCCUGCUCCACCGCCAACCUUUAAUCCCACCGCAUCCAAAAAUGACCCUUUCGACUUCAGCGCCUUUGGCGUUCCGUCGCGCCCCCAGAGCACGGCCGCGCAACCGCAUUUCGCAGCUCCCCCGCCAGCCUUCGCAACCGUACCACCUGCAGCACCAGCCACCCCACGUGAUCCAAAUGUUCUGUUCGAUGCCGAGAACAUGUCUGAGGAAGAUGAUGAUUUCGGUGAUUUUGAAGAUGCUGCUCCUACCCCAGCUCCCGCACUGCCGCUAUCUGCGCCGAUUGCCACCCCCUCGCCGGCUCCCGUUCCAAAACCUUCUCCCGCUCCUGCGUCAUCACAGCCUCCGAAAGCCGCGGCUGUACCUGCCACGGCCCAACCGCUGAAUAUAGAUGCGCUUCUAGGCGAAUUAGAAAUCUCCGACCCCCUCACCUCUGUGGCGCCGACAUCGAAGCAGGAUGACUGGAAAAAGAGCACGACUGCCAAAUUCGCUUCGAAGACACAACCACCACAACCAGCCUUUGGCGCCACAAAGUCGCCACCCCCUCCGAAAACCGUUGCGAAACCGGCACCUAAGGCCACUGCCCCUAAAUCCUCGCUGGCUAAAUCAUCAAAACCCAUAGGUCCGGCCAUCGGCUGGGACGACGACUGGGAUGACCUAAUCCCCACGAACCCUGCACCAGCGCCAGCACCGGUGGCGGCGGCUUCCUCAAGUUCUCUACCCACCGACUUCCCGGUCCCCACGCCGGCUCCCAUUCCCGAUCCCGCGCCGAAUUCUCUUCCGCCAACAAAUGUCCCCCCUCCCGCCCUUCUCCUUACACUGUUCCCAGCCAUCUUUGCUUCCGCACAUUCGUCUUUCUUCAGACCGCUCGGCACCCAGCCCUCUCACGUUCGCCCCAAGAUCCUUGCCGACCAAGCUGUCGUACGGUUCCUGCGGGGAUACCUCACGGUGGGCUCAGUGGCGGCUCGAAUCAUUGCCGGCCGCAAGUUGCGCUGGAAGCGUGACACGUUCCUUGCUCAGGGCAUGAGCAUCGGGCAAGCUGGCAAGGCUGGAGCCGGUGGCAUGAAGCUGCAGUCGAUUGAUCGCACCGAGUCGACCAAAGAAGACCGUGAAGCCGCGGACGUUGUCAGAGCGUGGAAAGACCAGGUCGGCAGGCUACGGUCAGUGGUCGCGCAGGUGAACGGCAAGGAUGAUAGAGGGAGGAGCGUUGGUGCCAUUCCAGAGCUCACGGAGACGAUGCCGAUUCGGGUUGCGAAGGAGGCGGAAGGGGCUCUUGCGAGCGUGAAGCCGUGUGCUCUGUGCGGGUUGAAGAGGAAUGAGAGGAUCGGGAAGGUGGACGUCGAUGUCGAGGACAGCUUCGGAGAGUGGUGGGUGGAACAGCUGAGCAUGCAUAGGGCGUGUCGGAAUUUCUGGGAGGAACAAAAGAACAACCUGAGGUACUGA